AUGGGCUGUAGGAUUGAAAUUCAGGCAGCAUUUCUUCUGUCGUCCUUCGUGACCUUCUUUGGUGGACUUGCCAUCUUAUCCCUCUUCAGAUUAAUCAGGAGAAUCAUCAAACACAGGGAACGCAUGCAGAGAACAGGAAUCGUCCUGGAACUCUUCUCAUCAAAUAUCUUUAUUUAUAACCCAUUAAGAAGACUUUAUUGUUAUGGAGUAUUUCGCAAACAAAUAGAAAUGAUGCUUUCGGCCCAGACCUUCGUGGGACAAGUACUGGUGAUCCUUGUCUUUGUGCUGAGCAUUGGGUCUCUUAUCAUCUAUUUCAUCAAUUCUUCUGACUCUAUUGGAAGCUGUUCUUCAUAUGAAGACCAAACCAUCCCCAUUGAUUUGACUUUCAAUGCUUUCUUUAGUUUCUAUUUUGGGUUGAGAUUUUUGGCAGCUGGUGACAAGAUCAAGUUCUGGCUGGAGAUGAAUUCCAUUGUAGACAUCUUUACCAUCCCCCCAACAUUUAUUUCUUAUUACUUGAAGAGUAAUUGGCUAGGUUUAAGGUUUUUAAGAGCUUUGCGGCUACUGGAACUCCCUCAAAUAUUGCAAAUUCUACAAGCCAUCAAGACCAGUAAUUCAGUGAAGUUCUCCAAAGUGCUAUCAAUAUUUCUCAGUACCUGGUUCACUGCGGCAGGAUUUCUUCACUUGGUGGAGAAUUCUGGCGAUCUCUGGCUCAAAGGUAGAAACGCACAAAAUAUAUCCUAUUUCGAUUCCAUUUACCUGGUCGUAGCAACAAUGUCAACUGUUGGCUUUGGAGACGUGGUGGCCAAGACGAGCCUCGGGCGGACUUUCAUCAUGUGCUUGACCCUGGGGAGUUUGGUCCUGUUUGCAAACUAUGUCCCUGAAAUGGUGGAACUUUUUGCUAACAAGAGGAAAUACACCAAUUUCUAUGAAGUGGUCAAAGGAAAGAAGUUCAUUGUGGUUUGUGGAAACAUCACUGUUGACAGCGUGACUGCUUUCCUGAGGAACUUUCUACACAACAGGUCAGGGGAGAUCAACACCGAGAUUGUUUUCCUGGGAGAGGUCCUUCCUUCUUUGGAAUUGGAAACCAUACUUAAAUGCAAUUUGGCCUACACCACUUUCCUGUUUGGAUCUGCACUGAAGUGGAAUGAUCUGAAGCGAGCUGCGGUGGAGUUUGCCGAAGCAUGCCUGAUUUUAGCCAACCCUUUGUGCAGUGAUUCACAGGCAGAAGACACUUCAAACAUCAUGAGGGUCCUCUCUAUCAAGAACUAUUUCCCUAAGACUAGAAUCAUCAUACAGAUUCUUCAGUCACAUAAUAAGGUUUUCUUGCCCAAGAUUCCCAGCUGGAACUGGAAUAUUGGAGACAACAUCAUCUGCUUUGCUGAAUUAAAGCUUGGAUUUAUUGCCCAAGGUUGUCUGGUCCCAGGCUUGUGCACCUUUCUAACAUCUCUAUUUGUUGAGCAAAACAGAAAGCUCUCGGCAAAGGAGCUUUGGCAAAAACAUUUCUUGGAUGGCCUGAAGAAUAAAAUUCUGACUCAGCGUCUGUCUGAUGACUUUGCUGGAAUGAGCUUUCCUGAGGUUUCCAGGCUCUGCUUCAUGAAGAUGCAUCUCAUGCUGAUAGCCAUCGAACACAAAUCCCUCCUUAACGGUGGUGGCUGUGAUCUGAUACUAAAUCCACCUUCACAAGUGAAGCUGCAUAAGAAUACAUUAGGGUUCUUUAUUGCGGAAUCUCCAAUAGAAGUCCAGAGAGCCCGCUUUUACUGUUUCAAUUGUCAUGGCGACGUGCAGGAUCCCGAGCUAAUUGAAAAAUGUGACUGCAAAAAUAGUAACCAUCAGCACUUCACAGAUGGAAGGAAGAAACAAAGAACAAUCACAACAAAUAGAAAAUCAACUGCAAACAUGAUAGAAGAUCAUGACCAGCUUGAUAGCAGCGGCAUGUUUCAUUGGUGCAAAACAACUCCUUUGGACAAGGUGAUUUUGAAACGAAGCGACAAGCUGAAGCACAAGUUUCAAAACCACGUUGUAGCUUGCGUAUUUGGAGAUGCCCACUCGGCCCUGAUAGGGCUUCGGAACUUUGUGAUGCCCCUGCGAGCCAGCAACUACACUGUGAAGGAGCUGAAGGACAUCGUGUUCAUUGGGUCCCUGGAUUACCUGCAGAAAGAGUGGCGGUUUCUCCGGAAUUUUCCCAGGAUAUAUAUUAUGCCUGGCUCAGCACUGUAUUCUGGAGAUCUGCAUGCAGUCAACAUAGAGGACUGCUCCAUGUGUGUCAUCCUCGCCCCGUCACCUAAAGCAGUGAACAACCAGGCUCUGGUUGACAAAGAGACCAUCAUGGCCACUCUCAACAUCGGGUCCCUGAGAAUCAGCUCCACUCACCCCAGGCCUUGGAUGCCAGGAACCCUACCUGACUCUAAUGAAUAUAAUGGGAAAUCAAACUACCGUCGCGUCCCCAUGCUCACUGAACUGAGGAACCCUUCCAACAUCCACUUUAUCGAGCAGCUCGGUGGACUAGAAAGGAGCCUGACAGGGUUGAACCUGCAUCUCAGCACUUCCUUUUCCACAGGCGCUGUCUUUUCUGGCAACUUCCUGGACUCCCUUCUGGCCACAGCUUUCUACAAUUACCGGGUCCUGGAAUUCCUGCAAAUGCUGGUGACAGGAGGGAUCAGCUCUCAGUUGGAACAGCAUCUGGAUAAAGAGAAGUUUGGCAAGAUGUCAAACACUUGCACCACAUUUGUGUCUGGAAGAAUGCGGUGUAAGCUAGGGUUGUUGUCCUUAAACCGAACUAUUUUAUCAGACAUUAAACCAAGAAAAACCUUUGGACAACUGUUCUGUGGCUCAUUAGAUAAUUUUGGAAUCCUAUGUGUUGGCCUCUACCGCAUGAUAGAUGAUGAGGAGAACAACCCAGAACACAAAAGGGGAGUAUUUUAGUUUGUGAUUACUCGGCCAACCAAUGAGUUUAAGCUGCUGUCCUCAGAUCUUGUAUUUUGUGCUAUCCCUUACAACACUACCUGUGACAAAAAGCGUGAUGUUUCUGCAUCUCAAACUCAGUAUGAAAUUAUUAAUGUAGUACCACUGACACCAAACAUGCAACCAGGUAUAAACCAUCCUCCUACAAGCAACCCUGUGGAAGAGGACUCAUCACAGUCAUGGAUUUCCUCAGCACAGCUCUGAAGUCAAGAACAUUCUGAGUUUCUAAAUUUCAGGAAGCAAUGCAGAAUCAGAGUUGCAAGUUGCCACUCCAGAAAUUUCUAGAUGAAAAAGAAAAAGAAAAAGGAAAGGAAAACAUGAAGGAACUUCUAAGUGAGGAUACUCUUCAUAUUCUACACUAAACUAGACCUAUUAACAUUUUUCACAGGGUAUCGAGCUGCUCCUUACAAGGCAUCUCUAGUGAUAAAGACUUAGAAGCAGGAAAAUAAAA
Molecule: messenger RNA, 3412 nt
Organism: Cavia porcellus (domestic guinea pig)
Lineage: Eukaryota; Metazoa; Chordata; Mammalia; Rodentia; Caviidae
Gene: Kcnu1
Product: potassium calcium-activated channel subfamily U member 1
Exons: 27
Biological process (GO): potassium ion transmembrane transport
Cellular component (GO): postsynaptic membrane
Molecular function (GO): large conductance calcium-activated potassium channel activity
Source: RefSeq, a predicted model, not a curated record